AGCCUCCUCCUGAAAACCCCACAGUGGAUAAAUCAAUAGGGCCUGUUCAGCCUGCCUGCUUUUUCGGCUUAAAGGGCGUCUCAGUCACAUCUUGCCGCCCCGGAUCCCAGAGAGCCAGGCCUGUAGGGAGACGAGCGCUUCCGGGUUAGCGGGAACAGCUGUUGUACCCCGCACCCAGCAUGCCCAUCCCCGCCCGGUGAGGGGCCGCACAAGUGGUGGGGUGUAUGGCGCCUCUGGCCAAGCUGCUACUCUGGCUCUCCCAGUCCGCCGCCGCUCGCCAUUAUAGCCUUUUCGCCAAAGGGCUCACUCGCACCCUGCUUAUCUUCUUUAACAUGGCCUGGAAACUGAGGAUCAAGUUCCCCUAUCUCUAUGUUAUCGCCUCCAUGAUGCUCAACGUCAGGCUACAGGUUCAUAUUGAAAUUCACUAAAAUUUGAAUCAGACUAUGAAAACAGAUAUGAACUGGCUGUUUCCUGUGAUGGAUGGGGCACUUUCUAAUCAGUGGCAGAACAAAGAGGAUUUAUACCAUCUUAGCUUGAGUGAAGAAGAUACAGCGGAGGAAUUUGUGGGAAAUCCAGUUCAGGAAGCAGAUCAUACUACUGAUAUAGUGCCCACUGCUUGGUGUACUAGUUUACAUGAGAAGAUCUUACCUCUGUUACUCAGGAAGUACCCUUCGGGCAAGGAUCCCUCUUUGCCUGGCAUUUCUAAUAGCGAUUCUAUCAGAACAUCUCCAGCUCCCCACAAGCGUGUUUACAGCUUCAAAAGGCCAAGAAAACCUAUGCUAGAAGACUUUUCUUUGGAUAUAUCUCAUAAAGUACCCGUUGACUGGCUUCAGACACCCCAGCUAGGGGUCAGUGGCCUUCAGAGCUGGGGACACACUCACUGUAGCUACUAUUCUCUUUCUUGGUUUACAGAGUUGCCCCAUUCUAAUUUGUAGCGCACUUUGCAUCCUUUCAUAUCUGCCACCUUAUGCAAAAUAAAGCUGCUAGCCAUAGAGCUGCUCAAAAAGCCCUGGCCACCCAUGUAAUGGGCCAAAUUAGGCUGAUCCAAGUGUUUGUUUGCUGAUUCUUAGGCCAACAAUUGGAUCGUUAUACAGGCCUAUGCAGAUUUGGGAGAGCACCAACUUGGUUCUUUUCCUUAGUGUUUUUCUAACUUACUGUUGGUUGGGCAGAGUGUUGGGAGCCCCCUCCCUUCCCAUACAUGUCAAUAAGCUGCUGAUUUGGUCUGAAGGGCACAAGUCAGUAAGUUUUAUUGAUCUAUGUUGGCCACAAUAGGCAGUCAAUCCGGUCAGUCCGGUCUUCUCUGUGUGCCUGCACCUAGGCCAACAUGCCAGCGUGAGGUCUAAUUCUUGGCCUUCUUUUAUCCACAGGCUGAGAAUUGGGCCAGUGUUGAAAUUAGCCUCAUUAUAUUAAUCUAAGUGCUCAUCCCAAGGUGGCUCAGUUAUUAGUACCAGUACUGGGUCUCCGAGCUGUGUUAUUCAAUAGGGUAGUCCCAGCAGUUGUUGCUUGUUGAGAAAGAUGCUUUGUUUGUGAUAUGACAAAACCUGAAGCAACAGUUUGUCUUGGUUUAUUGCUUUGGCUAUGGAACCUAAUAAGCAGGUAGUUUUAUAAUAGUUUUUUUUUUUUCAUAAGCUACAUACGAAUUAUUUGUUUAAAAGGGACAGUGAGGCCUUUCAGUCCAAGGAACAGUCUUUCUUUAUUUAAAAAAAAAUAAUAAUUUUAUGUUUUAUUCAUAAUAAAUUACAUAUCUCAUUUUCUUUUUGGCAGAAUGUUAUUUUCCCACCCUCUAUGCCUUUUGUAUCCAGCCCGAGCUUGCAUGUAUUACUAUCAAUCAUGCGAGUUUGCUAUUAUCAGUGAUCCCUUAAAAUGUGAACAAAUGUGUCCUAUGAAACUGGCUACACUGUAGGGUAUCAGCUGGUACUCUCAGUUGUGACCAUUGACUGAACAUUUGUUUUAAUAUAGGUAGACCAGCAAGAAGGUAUAGAAGUGGUUCCAUGGGUUUGUGUUUUUUUUCUUUCUAAUAACUUUUGUCUCCCUUACUCAUUUUAUGGCUGUGGCUUUGGCCAGAGAUAGUUACUGGUGGCCCAACAGCUACAAAGUUA
Molecule: messenger RNA, 2099 nt
Organism: Xenopus tropicalis (tropical clawed frog)
Lineage: Eukaryota; Metazoa; Chordata; Amphibia; Anura; Pipidae
Source: RefSeq, a predicted model, not a curated record